AUGAAGGACCAGGGCGAAAGGGGCGGGGGGAAAUCCCGUCGAUCCAAUGGGACGAUGCGAAAUUCCAACGCAGGCAAGUCACCUAGUCGUAGGGACGACUCCAACGUGUAUAACUCCCCCCUGAGUAGUAGAGUCCGAAAUGUGAAUGCAUACGAAGAUGUGGACAUAACCGCUUUUCAGAAGGAUGGGUCGCCAGGCAAGCUCUCCAUAAGGUGCGUUACAAAUCGAAACGAAGUGUCACCCAGCGGAGUGUUAGGUUCCCUUAGGAAGAACAGCUUCAAUAGAAACGAAGAAGUAGCGCAGAGGCAAAAUAUACAGUACCUUCAUGUGGAGGAGUCGGUUAGGAACCUUCACCAUAAUAAUGCAUUUAACUUCACCUGCUCACCUACCACGUCUAUGACCGUCUCCACAACGACACCUAUGUAUGGAUACUCUCAUGAUCAUUUGCAUAUCUUGGAGAGUGAUGAUUCUCCUAUGUUUGAUGAUCUCCUCCUCGAUGACGCGCGUGAUGCUGAGGGGGGUUACUUCCGGCUGGGGUCGCCCACUGCGGGUAGCCCUAGGUUGUGUUUCGAGGAGGUGGGUAGCCCUCGGAUGUGUUUCGAGGAGGUGGGUAGCCCUCGGUUGUGUUUCGAGGAGGCGGCGAACCCAGGGAGGCACUACCCAAACGAGCACACUGCACACGACUCACACGACGUUAGCGACAGAACAAGAAGUAACCUCCCUUCGAGGAAGGAACCAAAAGGAAGAAGGAGAAGAAGAAUCCUGUUUACCAGCUUCUCCAAAACGAUGAGUCUACUCUGUAAUGAAGUCCUUUCCAAGUCGUUUCAAACGAUGGUAUCGUAUGUCAUCACGACUUCGUUUUUUAUUUGUUUGAAUCUGUACGUGUCUAAUUCGUGUACAUAUGAAGAGAUAGGAGGGUUCGGAGUAGCUGUGUCAGUGAUUACGUUACUGAAUGCAGUGGUCGACGGAGUGGGUAACAGUUUGGAUUAUUUCUGUAGCUGUUCCAUCGGGAUGGCAAACACAGAUUUAUCGCUGCUCUACUUAAACAUAGCAUACUACACCUUUUAUUUGUUCUUCGCGAAAGUGUUGUUCGUUUUUUUCCUGGCCAAGAUUCUGUUUCUCCUUUUUUUAAAUUACCUUUACGCGGGUGUCGAUAGCGGCGUCGAUAGCGGCAUCGGUAGCAGCAUCGGUAGCAGCGUCGGUAGCACCAUCGGUAGCAGCGUCGGUGUUGCGAGUGACCAUUGUGAGCACGUGCAGAUGAUCCAUGUGUUCUGCUCGUCCCUGCAAAUAUUGCUUGUCUCGUUUUUCCCUCAAUUUAUUUAUGAGUCCACUAGACGCUAUUUGAUUCUUCAUAAUUACAUAUACCCCAGCUUGUUCUCCUCGUUUGUUUCCUUCAUUUUGUUGAAUUUUUUUUGCUACGUUUUCGUUUUCUCCUUCGACAUGAAGUAUGUCGGGGCGUGUCUAUCUCUUCUACUCACCAAUGUUUUUAAUUUUUGUUGCGUUUUGUAUUUUUUGAGGAUCCACUUGGCCAGGUGUGUGUCUUCGCCGAGGGGGGCGCACCAGUUGGCGGCGUGCCCGGAGGAGGUUUUUCUGAGCGGAGACCACUACGUCGAGGUGGGGGAAGAGGUUAGCGAUGAAAACAGCGAUGAAAACAGCGAAGGGGAUAGCGAUGACGAGGUCGAUGAGACGAGCGGAGCCGAAUGUGAAGACGACACACUCAACGGAGGAAGCGGCGGAUCACACAGCGGACCACGCAGCAAAACUUGCGAAGACCCGCAGCACUCGCUUGACGGCGCCGACCGAAGAAUCCACAACCUGACCUUCCUCUUUUUCCACAAACCACCUGACGACAACCGCAAAAGGGGCUUCAUAAAAACGACGCGCACGAACAUAAAAAAUAUAUUCUUUGAAAUUCUGUCGUUCGAGUUCCAGCUCUUCGAGUCCACCUACCUGAGCCUAACGUCCGUGGCUACCUUUGUUCAAAUUAAUAACAUCCUCAACUUGGUGUACUACGUGUCUAAUUCGUAUGGCAUCGUUCUUAGCAAGCUGAUCGGUAUUUAUGCCUCCUCGCGCGGGGGGAAGGGAAUGGACGGGCAGAGCAGAAGGAGCACAGAGGGCGAAAUGGACGGGCAGGACAGAAGGAGCACAGAGAGCGAAAUGGACGGGCAUAACAGACGGGGUAGACGGAGCGCAAUUGAUACGCAGAACAGACCAGGUGGAAGACUUCACAACUGUGGGACGGAGCCCCUGCGCAGCGGUGGCAGCGAGUGGGGGCACCAUGGAACACAAAGCAAGGAAGAAGAACACGCAAAGGGAACCCUCCCAAUGGCUUUGCAUCACCCAAAAAAGCACACCCUGCGUGAAUUAAAACCCCGGAGAAAGAGAAGCGGAAGUAGAAGCAGAGGCAGAGGCGGCAGAGGCAGAGUCGUAAUAACCGUACUCGACAUAGUGCUUGCCUUUCUCCUCAUGCUGACGUUCCUGUCCUUCUUCUUGGCUGCAGCGUACCUCUAUCGAGAUCAGAUCAUACCCUUCGUUUUCACAGACGUAAAUAUACAACAGAAAUUAAAAGGGGUCAUUUUUGUUUUUGUAUUGGAGCUUUUUUUAGAAGUCCUUGCAUCUUUACUCAAUAGCAUUAUAAAGGGUCUGAGUCUACAGGAAGAAAUAUCAACCUUCACUCUUUUGAACUUCGUUUUCUGCAUGCAUCCCCUUGGGCUUCUGUUGACUUUUAUUCUGCACAUGGACAUUUAUGGCUUUGUGUAUUCUAACCUCGUUAGCAUGGCUGUGCAGGUCGCUUACUUGGUUGUCUUCCUCGCUCUUCGUGCGCGGGGGGGGCUCGGGAAGUAG
Molecule: messenger RNA, 2844 nt
Organism: Plasmodium cynomolgi strain B
Lineage: Eukaryota; Apicomplexa; Aconoidasida; Haemosporida; Plasmodiidae
Exons: 2
Coding region: 1-2844 (947 amino acids)
Cellular component (GO): membrane
Molecular function (GO): transmembrane transporter activity
Source: RefSeq, a predicted model, not a curated record